This is a messenger RNA of Angiostrongylus costaricensis, 2001 nucleotides long. NCBI's taxonomy places the organism in Eukaryota, Metazoa, Nematoda, Chromadorea, Rhabditida, Metastrongylidae. The record is from the annotation of a GenBank genome assembly.
AUGGACGACAUCGUAUGGAUUCGUGAGGAGCCGCCAGCACCUAACAUCGGGAACCAUUCAGCUACUAACGAUAACACCGUUGUUGUGGAACGAUUCUCAACGACUCUAUCAUCACAAAGCGAAACAGCGGAUUCACCACAAAUCUCAUCGACCAACGCAGUAAAUUGCACUGACCAGUUCGCUCAAAAACAGCUCUCGGAGUCAGCAAACGAAAAUGAAAGGUUGAAUGAGGAGAAGAGGGUUUCAUUCAACAUUCCGCCAGCGUGUACAAAUAGUACUGGCGCUUCAAGUGCUGAACCGCCACGCCAGAAACAAGAAGGUGUGCAAUCCGAAGCAACUUCAAUCCCUAACAGUAAUCAGGAAGGAUUCAGUAUUACGGUAUCUUAUCCAAGUGCUUCUGGAAAUAAAUCUUCGGAUGACUCAACUGAAAAACUACCUGGACAGCUAGAUCAAAAUCCGCCAAAGGAGCUAGAAAAAGAAGCUCUGGCGAUCCAAACGUCUCAUGCAGCUAGCACUUUGCCAUCUCAAGAAAAUUUGAUGCAAAGCAAUGAACAGAGAGGCUUCAAUAUCACAGUAUCCUAUCCAGGUGAUUCCGAGAAGAAGUAUACGGAUAAUUCAUCCGAAAAACAGCCUCAGCAGCCACAUCAGAACCCUCCAAAAGAACUUCAAACAGAAGCCCCAGUCAAUGAAACGUCAUGUCCAUCUAGUACUCUGCCAGCUGUUGAUUCAUCAAUUAAACAGAAGCUUGGUGGCAAAUCCCAAGAAGAUUCGAAGCAAAACAAUGAACAGAGAGGCUUCAAUAUUACGAUAUCCUAUCCAGGUGAUUCCGAAAAUAAAUCGGCGGAUAACUCAUCCGAGAAACAGCCUCAGCAGUUAGGUACGAACCCUCCGAAAGAACUAGAAAAAGAAGCUCCGGUCAAUGGAACGUUAUCUCCAACUAGUAAUUUGCCAGCCGUUGAUUCAUCAAUUAAACCAAGGCUUGAUGACAAAUUCCAAGAAGAUUCAAAGCAAAACAAUGAACAGAGAGGCUCCAGUAUCAUGAUAUCCUAUCCAGGUGAUUCCGAGAAGAAAUCGACGGAUAAUUCAUCUGAAAAACAACCUCAGCAGCCAGAUCAGAACCAUCCAAAAGAACUCGAAAAAGAUGCUUUGGUCAAUGAAGCCCCAUAUCCAGAUAAUACCUCGUUAACUGUUGACACAUCAAUUCAGAAGCAGUCUGAUGACAAAGCUCUGGAAACUACGAAGAAAAGCAAUGGGCAAGGAAACGUCAAUAAUAGCGUCUGUUUAUCAAAUGAUGCAUUUUCAAGCGAUGCUGUUCAUAUUAAUGUAGACGUGUUCGGCCCUACCAUCACCACGCUUCCUGUUUCUAUUGAUGUUAAUAGACCUCCUAGUUCCUUAGAUUCCGCGCAAGUUGAAGUUGAGAAGUUCGAACCAUCGACUACUAAUGUGCCUGUUACCAUAGGUCUCAGUGCUCUGCAGAUCAAUGCUGAAGCUGUAAAGGAACAAGAAGAAAGCAAAACCACACAAGCAAGACUAGUAGAGGAGUCAACAGGGAUAAGCAAUCACAACGACAUCGAUAAGAAUGACGACGGUUUUGAUAUAACUCAUUUGGUAAUUCUCUCUAUAAUCGAUGAGGCUUUCAGUGUUGCUGCUCAACGCAAGUGUUUGUUCGAGGAUGUGUACAAAACGAUUGAGGAUAUCGAGCAGCUGCCUCCACCACCGGAACUGCCUAUUGGCGGAUUGGCGGGAAACGUUGAGAGUGUGAUCAUCGGCAGCGGUGUGUUGAAAUACGUGACCGGAUGCGUUGUGCUCCCGAAUGGGACGGUACUGGCCACUGAUGAGGAAGCGGGACUUCUACUUUUCGAUAUUCAAGGGAACCUUCUAAAAACGAUGCUUGUCGACAUAGAAGAAACGAAAGGCGAUUGGUGCCGAUACAUUGUCAAAUUCACUAUUAAUCUAGACCACGUCGCCAAAAUCGAAGGUUUGAAGUUUUUGGCGUCGUAG